Molecule: messenger RNA, 1956 nt
Organism: Boleophthalmus pectinirostris (great blue-spotted mudskipper)
Lineage: Eukaryota; Metazoa; Chordata; Actinopteri; Gobiiformes; Gobiidae
Product: adhesion G-protein coupled receptor G2-like
Exons: 12
Coding region: 762-1898 (378 amino acids)
Biological process (GO): adenylate cyclase-activating G protein-coupled receptor signaling pathway; cell surface receptor signaling pathway
Cellular component (GO): membrane
Molecular function (GO): G protein-coupled receptor activity
Source: RefSeq, a predicted model, not a curated record
CUGUCACUACAGAAAAUGCGGGUGAGGUUGUGGAAACCAUUCAGGACUUGGUUAAUGAGCAGCUCAGUAAUUCCUCUCAGCUCUCCCCCGAUGACCUGACCACUGUGGUGGGAAAACUCAGUGAAGUAGUGGACGUGGGCUCAAACUCUGAGCUUGGAGCAAACAUUGUGACUAUUGUGGCUGACAUUCUUAUUUCCAGUACAGAUGUUACUACGAUCUCCAAUGUAGUGUUGAAUCUGACGUCAAAGAUGGGAGAUACUCUGGAUUUCCACGGCACUGCUGAGACUAUUGCUGCUCCAUCUGUGGCUCUUUCUUUGUGCAACGUGGAAACACAAGGAUUUAGUGGCCUCACGUUUGGUGUAUCCUCUUUGUCAACAAACCUGAAGCCACAGGUUUUUGUCGAUGAGAAGUUUGUCAGUGAUCAAAUCCAAAACAUAAAGGCAAGCAUCUCAGUGCCACCUGAAGUUCAGAAUUUCUUUUCUAUAGAGAGGAAUACAACACGUCUCCAAUUCCAGUUCUUUGCAACAGACAGACUUUUUCAGGAUCCUUAUUUAGCCAAUUCAACAACAAGGGAAAGAAUGCUAAAUUCCUACAUUGUUUCUGCCAGUAUAAAUGAUAGCAAUGUGCGGAACCUAUCAGAAAGAGUUGUGGUGACUCUUAGUCAUCAAAAAGCAACACAACCAGAUGAUCAAGUGCACUGUGUAUUUUGGGAUUUUCAGAAUAAUGGUUUGGAGCUAGUUAUUUAGGCUUGGCCUAGUGUAAUGUUUGCUGCUUUUGCUAUGUUGUGUGUGUGUGUUUUAGGUGGACGUGGCGGAUGGAACGAGAAGGGCUGUGAGACACAGACCACCUCUCACUAUCAGACCAGAUGCCUCUGUGACCAUCUCACACAUUUUGCAGUGCUACUGGAUGUAUCCAGAACUCCCAUUAGUGACAUUGACUCUCAAAUAUUGACAAUCAUCUCCUACACUGGGUGUGGAAUUUCAGCCAUUUUCCUUGGUGUUACCCUCCUCACUUAUCUUGCAUUUGAGAAGCUGCGUCGGGACAACCCUUCUAAGAUCCUAAUUAACCUGUCUGCAGCUCUACUGGGCUUGUGUAUGCUUUUCCUGCUUGAUGGCUGGCUCUCAUCUUUCUCCAACUACAGUCUGUGCAUUGCCACUGCAGCUACUCUCCAUUAUUUCCUGUUGGCCUCAUUCACAUGGAUGGGCCUGGAGGCUUUGCACAUGUAUCUGGCCCUGGUUAAAGUCUUCAACAUCUACGUGCCCUCAUACAUACUCAAGUUUUGUGCUGUUGGAUGGGGUCUUCCUUUGGUCAUUGUGAGCCUGGUGCUGGCUAUUGACAAAGACAGUUAUGGAAGUUCCGUGUCACAAGAGACUACAGUGCUUCAAUCCAGUGAUCCCUUCUGCUGGGUGAACAGUGAUGAGGUCUACUAUGUGACAGUGGUGUGCUUUAUCCUGCUAAUCCUGCUGGCUAACCUCUCUGUGUUUAUCGUGGUCCUCAUCCAAAUAAAGCGCAUGAGGCUCAAUAAACCAUCAGCAAACAGCAGCAACCCUAUGAAUGACCUGCGAGCAGUGGCCAGUCUCACCGUCCUGCUGGGCCUCACCUGGUCUAUGGGCUUCUUCUCAUUUGGCCCUGGGCGGGUAGUCAUGAUGUAUCUGUUUUCAAUUCUCAACACCUUGCAUGGAUUCUUUGUGUUUUUGUUCCAUUGUCUUAUGAAAGACAACGUAAGAAAACAAUGGAGGAUUCAUUUGUGCUGUGGCCGGUUCAGACUCAGCAAUUACUCAGACUGGACUCAGUCAGUGACGGGAGUACACCAAGUCAAAAAGAGACAUCUGGUGAACUUGGACUCAGAUUCUUCCCCCACAACCAGCACCAGGAAGAUUUCCAAUUCCUCGAGUUAACAUGAAAACAUGCAGAGAGAGUCCAUGAGUCAAACUUAUUGUGAUAUCACAUAUAAAU